AUGGAUGAGCUCGCGACCCAUGAUCUUGCCGCCUGCAAGAAUCCUUCCUCCGCCAUCUCCGGCAUCCGCCUCUUCGGCAUCGACGUCUCCCGCGAUCGCGGCGGCGACGGCGGCAGGAGCAAGAGCGGCCGCCGCUUCGGGUGCCACUACUGCUGCCGCCACUUCCCCACCUCUCAAGCCCUCGGCGGGCACCAAAACGCGCACAAGCGCCAGCGUCUGCGGACGAGGCAUGUUCAGUUCGGUCCGGCCAUGGAGACCGGUGGCCACAGUGUGUGCGGCCUCAGUGACUGCCUUCGUUUGCCUCACCACCCUUCAUGGCGCGCUAGUGUCAGCGCCGGAGCUGGUUUCUUCGGUAGGCACGGUCCGGGGACGCAGCCGAUGACGGGUAGGCCAUUGCUAUGGGGAGUUCCUGCAGUGGUGCGUGGUGGCACGGGCGUCGGCUUGAUUUAUAGUGAUCGAAUGAUGCCAUUACCUCUGAUGCAAGGAGAUGUGUGGAAAGCGGGUGGAGCCGGUAAUGAUGCAGUUUCUUGUGCUACUACUGCCACAAGUAACGAGUAUGUAUGUGAAUCAAUGUUGAGUGUCGGUGAGACCGUGAAUUUGGAUUUGCACUUAUAA
This is a messenger RNA of Musa acuminata AAA Group (dessert banana), 615 nucleotides long. Its product is annotated as zinc finger protein 8-like. Gene Ontology annotation, molecular function: DNA-binding transcription factor activity. NCBI's taxonomy places the organism in Eukaryota, Viridiplantae, Streptophyta, Magnoliopsida, Zingiberales, Musaceae. The coding region runs from base 1 to 615 and encodes 204 amino acids. The record is from RefSeq and is a predicted model, not a curated record. Gene Ontology annotation, biological process: trichome morphogenesis; trichome differentiation; response to gibberellin. The transcript has a single exon.